This is a messenger RNA of Ordospora colligata OC4, 597 nucleotides long. RefSeq lists its product as uncharacterized. NCBI's taxonomy places the organism in Eukaryota, Fungi, Microsporidia, Ordosporidae. The coding region runs from base 1 to 597 and encodes 198 amino acids. Gene Ontology annotation, molecular function: RNA binding. The record is from RefSeq and is a predicted model, not a curated record. The transcript has a single exon.
AUGGAGAAUAAUCCAAGGCAUAAUGGAGGAGGGGAUCAAAGAAGAAACACGCAAACACCAUGGAACAAUUCAUACCACAACAGGAAUACAAUCGGUGGAGGAUACAAACAGCCAAACAUUCGCAAAUACAAUGGAGAUCCUGAAGAUCCAAGAAGGAGGAAAGUAGAUGGCCAUACAUUUACACACAGUCAAUUCACUGGAGGCAGCUACAGGCAAAGAUUUGUAUCUGAGCAACAACAUCCUAAUAUGCAAAAAUGUGUUGAAUUAAGAUACGAAACUAUUCAAGAGCAGGCACAGCAUAGAAGCGAGAGGAAUGCACUGCGUGCAAAGAGAAACGGCGCACCUUCAAAGUCAAUAGGUUUAUUUGGACUGGGAGCAUACGUUACAGAAGAGGACAUAACAGAGUUUCUCAAGGAAAAGGUAUGUGAAAUCCAGAGAUAUAAAGUGGUGAUUGUAUAUGACAAGUACAAGAAAGUGUCGAAGGGAUAUGGGUUCCUGCAGUUUGAAACAUUGGAUGACGCCAUAACGGCAAAAAAGAAGCUUUUAGGACAAACAAUAAAAGGAAAAGAAAUAAGGAUAGACUACUCAAUUGAGUAA